Molecule: messenger RNA, 7269 nt
Organism: Ectocarpus siliculosus
Lineage: Eukaryota; Phaeophyceae; Ectocarpales; Ectocarpaceae
Source: the annotation of a GenBank genome assembly
AUGGCGAGGUCUAGGCCGCCCUCAUGGAGGGAUUCGAGCAGGGGCUCUGCAGCAUCAUCGGUGCCUUCGAGCAACCAGCACUUUGGAUCUCAGCAUGUUGGCCAGGCUGAUCCCGCGUUGACACUGGAUCGAGUCAUUGGGCAGACAUGCUUGCACAACAGCGCUCUUGCCGUCAACCCCAUCACGGGAGAUGUGGCGUAUCCGGCCGGCUGCGUCGUGGUCAUCUACCAACCCAGGAGAAAUCGGCAGUUCAGGUACUUUCGUGCCAGCAAAACGGUAAGCUGCCUGGCUUUCUCGAGAGAUGGAGGCAUGCUGGUCGUGGGGGAGAGGGGACAUCAGCCGUCGGCCACAGUGUGGAACCUCGCCACGGGUGCGGUUAUCCGGGAGCUGGCGGGCGGGCACCGGUUUGGGAUUGGCUGCAUAUCGUUCACGCCUAGCGGGGGCGGGGUCGUUACGAUGGGUUUCAAGCACGACCGGAUGCUGAGGGUCGCCAGCGUUCGCGUGCCGCAGCGGGUCCGUGCGAUGUCCUUCACCUCUGAUGGGGAGUGCCUGGUCACAUGCGGCGACAGCCACGUCAAGUUUUGGAAGAUGCCCGAGAACGAAGGUACAUCGGGAGCAGCAAACGGGGGGGGGUUCAUUGGGAUCGGCGCAGAUGCUUCUCUUUCUGGCGCAGUCCCGACUCCCAAAGGUGGAGUAUCGUCCCGCGGUGACAGCGGCGGUUUGGGAGUGGCCGGGGGUGGGGAGGUUUCGCCGGUUGUUGGCGUUCUUGAGGGAUGGGCCGCCACCAUUGGGGAAGAGCUUAAGAGAGCGACGUUCGUGGACGUCUGCUCAUCGGGUAAGCGCAGCGGUGGCGGCGGCGGCGGCGGCCACGGAGGGGCGGGGGCGGCGGCUCUGGACAGCGUGUUUUGCGUCACCGCGGAAGGCGUGCUGUGCGCGUUUACUCGGGGUGGUGUGAUGGAGCAUUGGGUCUCCUUGGAGGCGCCUGCUGCCUACGGCCUGUCUGUACACGAGGACGGCACGCUGGCUGUGGCCUGCGCCGACGGGGUUGUCAGACUGUUCAAGGCCGACAGCCUCGGCUACGUCGCCACCCUGCCGCGCCCGCCUCCGCUGGGCCACGCCAACAUAGCCUCCGUGAGGGAGCUCCAAGAGAUCGCCGACUUGUCGGCUGCGGCGGCGAAGGCUGGCGCUGCCAGUGGCAACGGCGCUGCCGGCGACGACGGUGUUGGCGCGAGCCCUCGCGCCGUGGCCGAAACGUCCUUCGCUAGUGGGUUUUGUGGCACAGGGGAUGCUGCGCCCGAGGAAAAUGACAGUGUCAACGUCGGAACCAUCGACAAAGAUGCGUUCGGCAAGGUGAAGAGUGGCAACGGCGACGCCAGCAGUGGACACAGGUCGGUGGUUCGGUAUCCCGCGGCGCUGGGGUGCCGGCUUACCCCCUCCGGAACGAAGGUGGUGUGCAUCUACGCUGACAGGGGGCUGUUUAUCUGGGACGUAACGGACCCGCUGUGCGUCGGCAAGUACCGGUCGUUCCUCGCACACGGCGGCUGUAUCUGGGACGUCCAGCGAAUGCCCGCGAAAAUCCCCACGCUUCCGGGGGCUGGGAGUCAAUCGCCCCCUGUCCCAGACAUCCCUGCCGGGGCGAUGGUGACUUGCUCGGCGGACAACACGGUUCGAGUGUGGGAUCUCGGGGCUCUCGAUGGGAAGGGCACUGGUGAUAACGAGAAUCGUCACUCCGGCAGGUGGUCCAACAUCUACAGCAAGCACCUCCUGCGUGUGCUGUACGCCAGUGGGGAGAACACUCGUGAUUCCAAUGGAAACGCCAACCCUGGCAAGAACGAGGGACAAGGAAAGCGGGCGCCGAAUGAAAGCUUCGGGAAGAAAGCUGGCAGGAUUUUCAACUACUUCGGGGACGACGCGGCGGCGAAGGAGGUGGCUCUGUCGGAGGGGGCUUUUGAUCCAGAGAUUCCACACAAGCCGGAGUGGUCUUGCUCUCCCAGGAGUCUGGCGGUGCACCCUGAUGGCUCCCAGGUGGCUUGCGGAGACAAAGGAGGCCGCAUCUGUGUCUACGACCUGGAAGAAAUGGAGCUGGCUCACAUACAGGUGGGCCAACAUAGCUUUGCGGUGGAUUCGUUUACCCCUUUUCUUCUGCUCGUCUGUGGUGGGGGCAAUGAUGGCAACUGGGGCGGAAUAGAGACGGGCUUGGUACUUUUCAGGGCGAACCCAUAUUGCCACGCGGCAGCCGUGCCGUCGGAGAUGGGCCGAAACGCCGGUGGUCGUGAAGGGGAUGCCGGCAUAUCGCAUGAUGACGUCAUCGACCGUGAGAGAGACGAACGGUACCCCGAGAGAAAGGAGUGUCGCCGGAACGAAGGCGGAGAAGGAGAAGAUGCCCCAUCCAACGACGCUUGUGCUCCGCGGCAGCAGAGUCAGACUGACGACUCAAUCCGCCGCAGCCCGCUCGUGCUGCUGGCUUCGGCGAGCCGCGAUCGUCUCGUGCGCGUGUUCGACGCGUCACGGUCACCUUUCGUUUACAGUGCUGGGGCUGGUGUUGGUGGUAGGGGGGCGGGCGGCGGCAGCGGUGCCUCCGAGGCGGCGACAACGGCGGCACGAGGGUCCGCUGCUGCGUGUGCGGAGAACGUUGUGGCCCACAGGAGCUCAAGAGGGAAGGAAGCCGGGCAACCAGGAGCGAGAGAGAACGCGGCGAACACGGAUGCAACGGCCGCUCCAGGCGGUGCAGCUGAGACGGGGGUAGGGGCGGCGAGUGAGGCGGCCGGACUUCCGCUAUUGACGACUCUCGACAGCCACACGGGCUCCGUUAGUGCCGUCAAAUUCUCGAAGGACGGAAAGAGGCUCAUUACGGCGGGAGGCGAUAAGACGUUAGUCCUGAACAGCGUCAGGGGACCGCACGUUCACAGGCUGAGAGCGGUGAAAGUCCCGCAGGGCACAAUCUACGGCCUCGACGUCGACCCCACCAACAAGUACAUCAUCACCGCCGGCCAGGACAAACGCCUCAAUAUCUGGAGCACCAUUUCCGGAAAACACGUCAGGGCGUACCAGGUGGAACCGUUAACGAAGACGCCAAACCCAUCGCCGUCAGCCGAAUCGACAGCGGGAGGACAAGGCGGUGCCAGCGUGGGGGAAGGCCCACGAGAUAAGGGAGACACAGGGGGGGAGCUUUUCAAGGUCGACUUGGAUCCCACGGGGAUGUACGCGGCGGCGUGCAGCUUCGAUAAGUGGAUCCGACUCUUCGAUUUCUACUCUGGGGAGUGUUUGGCGAAGGUGGCGGGCCACAGCGAGCUGGCGACGGGCGUGAGGUUCACCCCUGAUGGGCGACGCCUCGUUACCACGGGAGGCGACGGGGUAAUGUUCGUGUGGCGACUUUCCUCGGAGCUGCACGAGUCCAUGCGAGAUAGAAUGUGCGAGCUGAGGCCAGGGGGAGAGACGGCAGGUGGUGGCAGCAUUCGCGGGACUCGUGACGGUGGCCGUGGCGGCAGUACGUUGUCGUCGGAUACACCAACGCCGACAUCGGCAGCAGCAACAGCCGCGGCAGCAGCAAUACCACCGCCAACACCGCCAAUACCGCCACCAUCGGAGAACCCGGCUGCACGAGAUACCGCCGAGACUGGUGUUCCAACGACCGUAACAUCGGGAGAUCUGGGGCUCUCCGCGGCAGAUGGUGCCGACCACAACGGGGGUGACAGCGGCGACGGGGCACGGGACUCUGGGCUGCAAGCGGGGCCGGCAAAGGGCGGCAUGGACGCUAGCGCGAAAACCAAGUCCGUGACAGACAGUGCCACCGACAACGGGGGUAGCAGCGGCGAUGGAGCACGGGGGCCUGGGUCGCAAGUGACGCCCGCGAAGAGCGGCGUAGAGGCUCGCGCGAAAGCCAAAGCUGAUGCAAAGGCCCGCCUUAGGUUUCAGAGGUACCAACUCCCGGCCUGGGCGCACACUCAGCAAGGGUUAGCGCCUACAGCCACCCCGGCAGCGGCAAACACCCCGCCCUCGUCAUCAAUGCCGGCGAAGGAUUCCCUUGGCGCGGAAAAAUCCGCUUCAGAGGGUGCAGAAACAACACCUGUAACUGGAUGCAGCGGUGGGAGUGACGGUGGCCGCGGCGGUGCUGGACUUGGUAGUGUUGGUGGUGAUGGCUCUGGUGAUGCUGCGGCGAAGGUUGAUGGAGAUAUUGUAGAGGCGGAAGUAGGUGAUGUGGUCGAUCUUGGCCGGGAUUCUCCUCCGCCGAUGUUAGCGGCUUUGGUGCCCACUGUCCCGGUUGGGGGCGGAUCGUUUUCGCGAGAUCGUCGGGGCAGCAAAGAGAGCAGCAGAUCCAUCAACGACGGCCAAGACGACGGAGAGUAUGGCAGUAGUAGCGGCGCCAUCAUUGAGACCAGAACCGCGAGCAAGACCGCCGAGACGAAAAGUGAAAGCACCAACAACACUGAGGCCGAAGCCAGUUCGCCCGAUAGCAGUUCGGGCGUCACAUACGGUGGAUCCUCGUCACCAUCCCUCUACCUGAUCCCACCAACGUCCGCUCAGCAGAAAGGAGCCGCAACAGUAAAAGGUAAACAGAAACUGCAGAAAGCGACAAGCCCGGAGCCGGAAGCAAUGGCGGCGAUCCCCGCUGACGAUAUUCGUGUAGUCAUGCCCACGACAGCUGCAACGACGACGUCACCUUUGAGAGAAGGCAGAGAUGCUGCUGCCAAGGGUAGUGGAGGCGGUCGUGCCCCGGUGAUAUCUCGCGCAAGAUGGGGGAUUCGUCGAGAAGGGGUGGCAGCAGCGGCGGGGUCGGCGAAAACCGCGACUCCAUCAGCACGAGGGAGCAAGGGCGACGUGUUGGCUGCGGCUCGCGGUCGGUGGGAGAGGCGCGGCGUUCAGGAAGAGCCAAGCGUUUGGGUGCAGGGAUCACUUGAGAUUGUUGGACAUCGAGCGGGAACGAAGAACAAUUUCCAGAAAUUUUCCAACCAGACGUCGGCGUCGGCGGAACGGGCGGAGGAAACCCAACAGGCGUCGGUGGCCAAACCUGAUGGAGGCACAAGUGUGGGCAAGGCGCCGGCGAGUCUGGCAGAGUUUCGAGAAGACGAAGACGGAGUAAUAAUGGGCGACCCAGACGACCAUGAAAUGGAUGAGCACGAGUACUCGAUGGACGACGACUUCGAGGAGGCCGGCCUGGGUCGAGCGGGGGCAAAUGAAACGCCAAAGAUAGACGAACCUGGGCCACCACCUUUCGUCGCCGGAGGCCGGGGUGGCGACCUUCGGCGCUCCGAGGACAAUCGCGAGCACGAUACGCCCUCCCCUUCUGAUCGGAAAGGACGGGCGUUGUUACCGUCUGACCCCACCCCCGUUGCCGUUUCCGGCGGACGUGACAAUUCUUCUCCGUGGCACGACGCUGGAAACGGUCAAGCAAUGUUCGUUCCGGAGGCCCGGGAGGCGGCGAAGAUGCUUCUCGACGAUGUCGAGCGAGAUGGUUUGAAGGAAACCGGCGACCGCAGACACGACGGGAGCGGCGCUUGUGUGGAUGGUGACGACGCAACAGCGGGGGUCAAACAUGGAGGAAAUUCUUGCAAUGACGACAGCAAUCCGGGUAGUAAGGAAGGUAGCAGCAGCCUUCGGAGAGGAAACAGCUUCCGGUCAAGAGCAAGCGGCGAAGGUAGUGCCGUCGCCGCGUCUUUGGAGGGAGGAGGCCGACCGGGGCCCACCACCUCGACCGCUAGCAGUGAGUCCUCGGAGAGAACUGCUGCGGACCAGAGGGAAGAGGGUGCGUCGUCCAAGAGGGGCCGUCGAAUAAGCGAGACGGAAGGAGCGGUGGAGACCAUGAGGAGAAAACUAUCCGCGAUGGGGUUCCUGGAGGCCGGUGGUGACAAUCCCAGCUGUGAAGACGAAGGGGCUGCCGCCGCAAAACAUGUCGAGUGCCGCCCAGCUGGACCCGAUGCGGACGGAUUUCGGACCGAUGAAGUUCCGGUCGCCACACCAAUCGACUCCCUUACGGUGGACGUGCAAGGUGCCGAUGACGACGGUGUGGAAGCUAGUUCGAGCGGCUUAGGCGACACACCUUCUUCCAAUCGAGGGACGAAUGCGGGCCACGAACACCCGCUGGAGAGUGGAAGUUCAUCGAUCCUCUCGUCCGGUCGUCGCCGGCGCCGCCGGUAUCACCACAGCCGCCCAGAAGAAAAGAACGUGGACCGAGGAAGCGUUUCCCCCUUCACCGCCAGCAACGGGGUCGCGGUCGCUCUCCCGCGGCCGGACAAGGAGUACGAGGAGGCCCUCCUGCGUCUCACCGAAGCGGCUUCGCACGCCGCAGAGCUGUACCGGGAGCUCACGGAGGCGUCUUCCGCCUCUCUCGUGUCGCAGGAAACGGAGACGGGGACAAGGGCGGGCACCGAGGACGAGGGAUCAGGUGGCGAGCACGAAGAAAGAAAACAAGGCAACGGCGGCAGCGGCAGUGGCCGUGUAGCAGCGUUAACAUCAUCGCCAUCCAUGGCACCAUCGACUUCAAUGAGCCAUCCAGGAGAGUCAGACGGGGAUGACGAAUCUUAUGACGAUGACGACGAAUGGGAAGAUGAAGAGGAAGUACUCGAUGAAGAAGACCCCCAUGCCACAGCAGAAAACAGAACAGGCCAAGGACAGGGAGGGGUUCGAGAUGGGCUGGGACAACUCGCUCUCGAAAGAUCGUUUAGGGAGAGCUUCGCCUGCGUAAACGGCAUCUUGUCAGUUAUGGCGGGCAAGGGGAUCCCCGCCGCGUCUCCAGCUUCGCCCUCGCCAGCAAGUAUUGGCGGGAGCUGUGCCAACAGCAGCAGCGGUAGCGGCUCUGUACCGGGUGCUGCCAGCAACACCGGCAGCACCACCGGCGGCAGGCUUGCAGCUAUGAGCAAACACAAGAUUGGCACGGAAUCAUCGUCGUCGCACCAGUCAGCCGAAAGAGAUAGGGGCGGACUAGCCUCACCGCCGGGCCUAUCCUUAUCGUUCCUCCCUCCACCACCCAGACGAGCACAGGCGAGAGAGAUGGCGAGCCCUGGCGGAUCGGAGACGAUAGUUGGGGGGUUAAGGGCGGUGAUUCCUGGCACAACGGCGGAGAAGGUUGAGGCUCUACCGGUCGCCGAGGCUGGCGAUAAAGGGGCAGGUUCGGUUGAGUCGAGAAGCAGGCGGGCUCUUGGUGGCGCAGAAGAACAGCUGCCAGCAGAGAUGACGGGCAUGCUUCACCGAUACUCGGAGAUGAUGCUCAAGGUGGUGCAGGAAAAAAUGGAGGCGAGGAUGAACGACGGCACGCUACACCCCAGCACCUGA